GAAGCCGAUACCUAAGGUUGCUGCCAGGGCUGUCGGUGCUCCUGAUGUUGUCUUCAGUUCUGAACUCUAGCGCCUCUGCAGCUGCAGCCUGUGCUCCGUGGUGCCCUCCGAACUCCACAUGUGUCAGUGCCACUGCCUGUCGUUGCCUUCCGGGAUUCAGUUCUUUGUCUGGAGAGAUCAUCACCAACCCGUCGGAGAGCUGUGAUGACAUCAACGAGUGUGGGCCACCCCUGACAGUGUCCUGUGGGAGAUUUGCAGACUGCCAGAACACUAAUGGGAGCUACCACUGCACGUGCAUCCCAGGAUAUGAGCUUGUGUCUGGGGGAACAACAUUCAGGAAUGAGAGUGAGAACACAUGUCAAGAUGUGGAAGAAUGUAAGCAGAAGCCCCAAAUAUGUAAAAGUCGCAGCAUCUGCGUCAACACUCAGGGCAGCUACACCUGCAAGUGCUAGCCCGGCUUUGAGCUCAACCCGAGGGACCCAAAGCUGUGCACAGAUGUGAAUGAAUGUUCCGGGGGUCUGAACACCUGCCACCAGACCACCCACUGCCUGAACUUCGUGGGAGGCUAUGAGUGCCGCUGCCGCCCUGGCUGGAAGCCAGUCCCUGGGUCCCCCAAUGGCCCAAACAACACUGUCUGUGAAGAUGUGGAUGAGUGCAGCUCCGGGCAGCACCCGUGUCACACCUCCACCCACUGCGUCAAUACUCUGGGGUCAUACAAGUGCCGCUGCCCCCAGGGCUGGGCGCCCAAACCUGGAUUCUCCAAUAACCAGAAAACCACUGUCUGUGAAGAGAUGUCCUUCCCCACCUGGACACCCCCGCCCCCUUCAAUCAAGAGCCAGAGUCUCUCCCACUUCUUUGAAAGACUCCAGGAUCUGGGCAGAAAUGUCAUGUCAGCCCAGAAAACCAUCCGGGACAUCACACAAUUGGUGGAUAAUCUGCUGGACAACCCAGGGGACUUGGAGACCCUGCCCUACUCAGAGCAGCACUGUGUGGCCACUAACUUGCUUGCUGGCCUGGAACAUGCGCUGACAGGCCUGGGCAAGGCCCUGCCCAAUGGAUCACUGACGUUCAGUUCACCUGCAGGCACAGAACUGUCCAUUGAGGUGCAGGAGAAUGGAGACAGGAAUGCCACCUUGAAUCAGAAUCAGGCGCAGAUGAUGCUGAACUGGGGCGUGGCAUCAGAAUCUGGUUCCUCAGGUCCUUCUGUGGUGGGCCUUGUCACCAUCCCAGGGAUGGGCAAAUUGCUGACAGAGGCCCCUCUGGCCCUGGGGACUAAGAAGGAGGCAGUUCUGCAUGAGACACACGAGCAUUUUCUACAAAACAUCUCUUUCAUACUGCGCUCAGAUGUCAUCUCUGCCUUUAUGAGCAGCAGUGCUACCCAAAACCUCAACUCCUCUGUCACCUUUGUCUUCAAGCAUGUGAAGACCCUUGAGUCAAGGCAGAGGAUACUUUGUGUCUACUGGCAGCGUGAUCAGGAUGGAUGUGGUGGUCACUGGGCUACCAAAGGCUGCUGGAUGGUGAGCACCAAAGACACCACUACCACCUGCCAAUGUACCCCCCUCAGCAGCUUUGCUGUCCUCAUGGCCUCCUACAGUGUGCAGGAGGAAGAUCCUGUGCUGGUUGUGAUCACCUACGUGGGACUGAGCCUCUCUCUGCUCUGCCUCUUCCUGGCGGCCCUCACUUUCCUGCUGUGCAAACCCAUCCAGAACACCAGCACCUCCCUCCACCUGCAGCUCUCACUCUGCCUCUUCUUUGCCCACCUGCUCUUCCUCACAACCAUUGAGAGAACUGAAAUCAAGGUCUUGUGUGCUGUCAUCGCAGGUGCCUUACACUAUCUCUACCUGGCCUCCUUCACCUGGAUGCUGCUGGAGGGCCUGCACCUCUUCCUCACUGCACGCAAUCUGAUGGUGGUCAACUAUGCUAGUGUCAACAGGUUCAUCAAGAAAUUUAUGUUCCCUGUGGGCUAUGGAGUCCCGGCUGUGAUUGUGGCCAUUUCCGCAGCAGCCAGGCCUGAUCUUUAUGGAACACCUGCCCGUUGCUGGCUCCACACAGAGAUGGGGUUUGUAUGGGGCUUCCUUGGACCAGUGUGUGCCAUCUUCUCUGUCAAUAUAGUUUUCUUCCUGGUGGCACUCUGGAUUUUGAAAAAUAGACUCGCUUCCCUCAACAGUGAUGUGUCCACCAUUCAGAACACAAGAGUGUUGACAUUUAAAGCUACUGCUCAACUCUUCAUCUUGGGAUGCACAUGGUGUCUGGGAAUCCUGCAGGUGGGUUCAGCUGUCCAGGUCAUGGCCUACCUGUUCACCAUCAUCAACAGCUUGCAGGGUGUCUUCAUCUUCCUGGUCUACUGCCUCCUCAGCCAGCAGGUCCGGGAGCAAUAUGGAAAAUGGUUCAGAAGUGUCAGAAAAUUGAGAACUGAUUCUGAGAGCCACACACUCUCCAGCAGGGUCAUUUCUGAUGCCUCCAAACCAAGCAUGGAUAAUUGUAAUGAACAGUCAAACCAGAUGAUGUCUCCUGGAAAAAGAGGAAAACAAUGAAUUGUCAUUCUUUGGGCAAAG
Molecule: messenger RNA, 2555 nt
Organism: Talpa occidentalis (Iberian mole)
Lineage: Eukaryota; Metazoa; Chordata; Mammalia; Eulipotyphla; Talpidae
Product: adhesion G protein-coupled receptor E2-like
Exons: 20
Biological process (GO): adenylate cyclase-activating G protein-coupled receptor signaling pathway; cell surface receptor signaling pathway
Cellular component (GO): membrane
Molecular function (GO): G protein-coupled receptor activity; calcium ion binding
Source: RefSeq, a predicted model, not a curated record